AAGAAAAAGCGAUGAGGUGGUCCAUUAUUGUCACUGCUUUUAUUGUCCAUUCAAAUGGUUCAACGUAUAACGUACGUUGUUGAAUUGGUAACUUCUGCGAAGUCUCAUGGGAAUUAUCAAGCAUACAAAAUAUGUAAUGCAUACAAAAGUAGCCAAAUAAUUUGUUGUGAUUGCUUUUGUUGGCUUCAAAAUUCUUCUCUUCUAUUCUCUCUCUCUCUCUCUCUGUUUUCACUAAAGUGAAAAUGAAUAAUCUUGAUGAUCAGCCACAAACUCCAGCACCCAGCUCUAUAUCUCUAGGGAAGAGACAUGAUGUUUUCAUUAGAUUUAGAGGAGAAGACACUCGCAGUAAUUUCACUAGUCAUCUCAAUAAUGCCCUCAAGAAGAAUGGAAUUGAAACCUACAUUGAUGAUAGACUUGUUAGAGGAGAGGAGAUCUCCAAGGCUCUCAUGGAUGCCAUCGACCAAUCAAAGUUUUGCGUAAUUGUCUUCUCUCGAAAUUAUGCAUCUUCGAGGUGGUGCUUCGAUGAGCUGGUGCAUAUCCACAAAUGCAUGGAUAAGAAGAAUCUCAUUGCUUUGCCUGUUUUUUACCAUGUUGAUCCAUCUGAUGUGCGAAGACAGAAGAGAAGUUAUGAGGCUGAAUUUCUGAAAAAUGAAAAUCUUUUUCACGAAGAUAAGAUAAAAGAAUGGAGGGUUGCUCUAACUAAUGUAGUUAAUCAUUCUGGAUGGGAUACAUCUAAUACCAGGAACGAUGCUGAGUUAGUUGAUGACAUUGUCAAUUUUAUACGAGGGAAACUGAGACCUACCUCUUCAACAUAUCUUAUAGAGCAAGGCUUAGUUGGAAUGGAAGAGUCCACUAAAGAUCUAAACAAGUUGUCAUCCAAUGCUCCCAUUGUAGGAAUUUGUGGCAUGGGUGGUUUGGGUAAGACAACCCUUGCUGAUGUCAUAUUCAAACAAUCUCACCCUCAAUUUGAUGGUCAUAGUUUUCUUCGAAAUGUUAGGGAAGAACGACAAAAAUAUGGAUUGGCUUGUUUGAGAAAACGAUUGUUUUGUAAACUGUCAAAUGAGAAAGAUAUAGAUGAGGAUGAUUUAGAUGCUGUGAAGAAAAAGCUAAAUCAUAAAAAAUUGCUUAUAAUUCUUGAUGAUGUGGAUGACUUGGAGGAUUAUGAAUCUUUACUUCAAGAUAGCCAUAACUGGUUAGAUUCUAAGAGUAAAGUUAUUAUUACAAGUAGAAAUCUACAAGUACUUCGGAAUAUUAUUGGAGACGAUGAGAAGAUACAUAAAUUAAAAAUACUAAAUGAGAAGGAAGCUCUUGAACUAUUCUCUUUGCAUGCCUUCAAAACAAAGUCCGUUGAAGAAAGCUACAAAGAGCUUUCAAUAAAAGUAGUGAAUUAUGCUCAAGGUUUUCCACUUGCUCUUAAAGUUUUGGGAUCUCACUUAUAUUUAAAGAGCAAACAAGUAUGGCAAAGCGUGUUGAGUAAGAUGAAAGUAGAUCCCAACCAAACAAUUAUAAAUAAAUUAAAAAUAAGUUUCAAUGGACUGGAUGGAAAAGAGAAAAAUAUAUUUCUUGAUAUAGCAUGCUUUUUCCGAGGAUAUAGUAAAGAUUAUGUGGCAGAAAUAUUGGAUACUUGUGGUUCUUUUGCAGCUGUUAUUGAAGUAUUGAUUGAUAAGUGUUUGAUAACUCUGUCUUGGGAUCGACUUAUUCAAAUGCAUGAUUUGUUGCAAGAAAUGGGUUGGUCAAUUGCUCGUGGUUCACACUAUAAUCAUUUGGGAGACUAUAGUAGACUUUGGAUUGCUGAAGAUAUCUACAACUUGUUGAGAACUAAUAAAGGUACUGCGACAAUUGAAGGAAUAUUCUCUGUUGAUGAUGGACAACUGUAUGGAAAGAAACUAGAGGGCGUGAACUUGAAUCCUUUAGUCUUUAUGAAUAUGCCAUAUCUGAAAUUGCUUAAAAUGCCGAACCAUUGUGUAAAUGGACUUCAGUUUCCUCAAGGUCUUCAUGACUAUUUUCCAGACGAGCUCAGAUACUUGGAAUGGUAUAAAUGCCCUUUGAAAUCUUUAGGGUCACAUUUCACUCCACAUAAUCUUGUUUACCUUAAGAUGGUGAAUAGCCAGCUUGGGAAAUUGUGGAAUGAAUUCCAGGAUGUUGGGAACCUCAAGUAUGUCAUUCUUUCUCACUCAAAGAAUUUGACUUGUCUUCCGGAUCUUUCUCGAGCAAAUCUUCACAAGAUAUGCUUACAAGAUUGUACAAAUUUAGUUGAACUUCCUCCUUUAAGGUUUCACAAUGUUCUUGACUAUGGAGAAAAAGAAUGGGAAGCAAUAAACCGUUAUAAGAAUUUCAUAUUAUCUUUAAUAUAUGAUGAUGAUGAUGAUGAUGAUGGUUUUGGUGGAUAUUAUGAAUAUUCUGAUGGUGAUGAUGAUAGUUUUGGUGGAUAUUAUGAAUAUUCUGAUGGUGAUGAUAAUAGUUUUGGUGAAGAUUUAGAUGAUGAUUAUGGUGGUGGAUAUCUUGAUGAUGAUGACGAUGAUGAUGAUGGUUUAGGUGGAUAUUAUGAAGAUUUUGAUGGUGACGAUGAUGAUGAUAGUUUUGGUGGAUAUUAUGAAAGUUUUGAUGAUGAUUGUGAAACCUUUGAGUGGUUUAAUACCAGAACUGAUCUUUCUGAGAUGUCUAAUAAUGAUGAGGACUAUGAUUGCUUGGUAAAUCUCAGACAAUGUUCUAAGCUCAAAACUCUCUCAGAGAUGUCUGGUAAUAUAAAGUUCAUAUGUUUGCGUUCAACUGCAAUUGAAGAAUUGCACUCUUCAAUUGUCUUUCUCAACAAUCUUCUUGUGCUUGAUCUCAGAGAUUGUAAAUAUCUUAAAAGUCUUCCAAAAGAUAUUUCUAAAUUGGAGUCAUUGGAAUAUCUAGACAUGGGUGAAUGUGCAUUGAUUGACAAGUUUCCAGAGCUUCCAAAGAAUUUAAAAGGAUUAGAUUUGAGUGGAACAUCAAUUCGAAAAGUUGACUCAUCAUCCUUUGAGUGUUUACCUUGUCUAAAUAUUUUAUACAUGAAAGAUUGCACUAAUCUUGAAAGCCUCCCAACUAGCAUUUGGAAGUUGAAGUCUCUUUUCGGGCUGUCUUUUGAACAUUGCUCACAGUUGAAAAGAUUUCCAAAAAUCUUGAACACUGUGAAGAAGCUAAAGGAGCUUAAUUUGAUCGGAACUGGAAUUAGAGAGGCACCGUCACCAAUAGAGAAUCUUAUUGCAUUGAAAAAGUUAAACUUAAGCAAGUGCAAAAGGCUCGAGUUUAUUUCAACUGGCAUUUGUCGACUGAAGUUUCUUAGCGAACUGAAUCUCUCUAAUUGCCCACGAUUAAGAGUCCAUGAACAAAUUUUGGAGUUUACGAAGAAUCUUUCUAAAUUUGAACACAAGGAUUAAGACAUAUUAACAGAGAAAAACCUGAACUUCUCUGGAGAUUGAAGCUUAAACUUUGGUGAAACUUUCUUAUUCUUAUUAUUAUUUGAUUAAGAUUUGACUGCAUCAUAUCAUAUCUUGAAAGAAUGUAAAUUGUAUUUAUUUUGUAAGAGGCAGAGUGGCAUAUAUCUCUUAAUUGGCUGUCCUGGUUUCACUUCCAUUGCAUUUGGGAAAUAUAAUGGCAUGUUGAAACUGUCGAGACAUUUUUGCUUUCAAUUAUAUUUUGAAAUAGUGGUCAAGUAUACAUAUUU
This is a messenger RNA of Humulus lupulus (European hop), 3691 nucleotides long. Its product is annotated as disease resistance protein RPV1-like. The transcript has 5 exons. Gene Ontology annotation, molecular function: ADP binding. The record is from RefSeq and is a predicted model, not a curated record. Gene Ontology annotation, biological process: defense response; signal transduction. Lineage: Eukaryota; Viridiplantae; Streptophyta; Magnoliopsida; Rosales; Cannabaceae. Bases 243 to 3404 code for a protein of 1053 amino acids.